CUGAAUGCACUCCUGCUGAUGCUUUUAAGCAUGCUGGAGAAAAUAUAGUUUUUGCUAGUGGAAGCCCUUUCACAAAUGUUGAUCUUGGUACGUCGUUUCUUACUGAUGCUUUCCAUGCACGGAAGGAUUCGUCUUUCGUUCCUAAAGCCAAACCAUAUCUCUGUACCUUUUACUUCCAUAGGGAUAACUGAUGGUGGACUUACAAUAAUUACUGCCUUCGUGUACAAAUUCUGAACUGCCACAAGUGUAUAACUUCUACAACUACUAGCUUAUGUAUAUGUUGGCAGGGAACGGAAAAGUCGGUCAUGUAAAUCAAGCAAAUAAUAUGUACCUUUUCCCUGGAAUUGGCCUGGGAACCCUUCUUUCUGGUGCUCAUUUUAUCACUGAUGGAAUGUUACAAGCAGCUGCUGAGUGCCUUGCUUCUUAUAAGACGGAUGAAGAAGUUCAAAAUGGCAUCCUGUAUCCAUCUAUUAAUAGCAUUAGGCAUAUAACAGCAGAAGUUGGGGCUGCUGUUUUACAAGCAGCUCUUGCAGAAGAACUGGCUGAGGGACAUGGCGAUAUUGGGCCGCGAGAACUGAUGCACAUGUCAAAGGAGGAAAAAGUGCAAUAUGUCAGAAGAAACAUGUGGUACCCUAUCUACAGUCCCCUUGUUCACGAAAAAUAGAGCCUCGACCUUCCAAUCUAUCCGCAGAGGUUAAUAAAAUACUGGACGAGAUAAAGUGUAGCCACGCGGACGACUCGAGUUGUAGACGACUCAUGAGUCUCACGUGAAGAACGAUGAUGAAGAAAGAUUCAGGACUAGGAAUAUGCUACUACUACUGCUACGGGUGAACACACUUUUAACUCUAGAUUAUUUGUGCGGGCAUUUGCCAGGUGAAUCACUGCGGUAUUUGCAUAUCAUGUGGUGUUAGACUUUAGAUGAUCAAUUUUAUGGCUGUUCCCAUACUUCUUUCCCCGAAAGCUGAUGCCCUCUUGUUAUGUGAAUCUCCACGCUGAUGAAUCUCACCAGCCGAAUGCAGCAAGACAUGCUUAUAGAUGCA
Rhodamnia argentea is the source of this 1040-nucleotide messenger RNA. RefSeq names its product NAD-dependent malic enzyme 2, mitochondrial-like. Lineage: Eukaryota; Viridiplantae; Streptophyta; Magnoliopsida; Myrtales; Myrtaceae. Bases 272 to 664 code for a protein of 130 amino acids. Gene Ontology annotation, biological process: pyruvate metabolic process; malate metabolic process. The record is from RefSeq and is a predicted model, not a curated record. Gene Ontology annotation, cellular component: mitochondrion. The transcript has 5 exons. Gene Ontology annotation, molecular function: NAD binding; malate dehydrogenase (decarboxylating) (NAD+) activity.